Molecule: messenger RNA, 1062 nt
Organism: Plasmodium reichenowi
Lineage: Eukaryota; Apicomplexa; Aconoidasida; Haemosporida; Plasmodiidae
Exons: 4
Coding region: 1-1062 (353 amino acids)
Source: RefSeq, a predicted model, not a curated record
AUGUUAAUUUUUUUAAAAUAUGUGUAUCAUAAAUUUCUAAUAUCAAUCGUUCUUUUCUUUUGUUCUCAUACUUUUGUUGAGAAUUAUAAUAUUCAUAAGAAAAGGAAAACAUUCAUAUUACCACCAAGGCUUAAGAAAGCAUUUUCAUAUAAGCCUAAUAAAGUGAUUAACACAUUUGAAAUAGGAUUAAAAGCGGAUGAAGAGUUGGAUGAUUAUAAAUAUUUCACGGAGGAGGAGUACAUUCCUCCACUACCACCUGUCGAAACGUGGGAAGAUUUAAUACUCAAAGAAGAGAUAAGAAACAAAAAAGAAGAUCCAAAAAGAAAUGCUGACGAUUAUACAUUAACACACGAAAGUAGAGAAAAAGUACUGGAUAUUAUACGACAAACACGUUUAAUAAAUCACUGUAACUAUGAAAUUCAAAAAAACAAACAAAAAAAUAUUCUCUAUUUUGUAACACCCAAAAUUGGACCGUAUUGUAAACUGAUGGAAUACGAUAAAGAAAAGAUGGAGAGCUUAGUUAGCAAGGUUAAAGAAAAGUUUGGUAAGAAAGUAGAAAUUGUUAAUUUAAAGUUGGAUGUAAAGAUGCCUUUAUUUGAGAUUUUUUUACAAGCAAGUAUUCACACACAAAUAAAAAUUUUUUAUGCUCGUGGUAGAACCUUACAAUAUAGAUUACCACCUGUAUUUUGGACCAGGUGCAAAAUAUUAAAGGAAAAUAAAAUAUUACAAGAAAAAUAUGGUGGAGAAUGUGCCCCUGGAUUAUUCCCACAAUAUGAUGAAUAUAAUAUAAUGCAAAUUAUGACUGAAUGUGUAUAUAAUGAUAAAUAUAAUUUUUAUGUUUAUGAUGUUAAUUUAGAAUGGGAAAAUUUAUGUGCUCUUACACCUGAAAAUAGAGAAUUGAGAAAAAUAGUUCAUCAAAACGUUCAUGUCCCAACAAGGUUGGCAGUGAUUAAGGCAUUCGAGCAAGGUGUAGAAGACUUUAGAGAUGUUAUUCGAGAAGAAUAUCUUAUUAUGCUCAGAGAGCAAAGAAAAUUAAAAGAAAAUAAAAAAUAUAAAUUUUAA